UGCCUCACAACGAGUUGGGGAGUUGUUCCAGACGGAGCUGAGAUUUACGAAAACUUCACAUUUUCCAGAAUUAAUUCGUGUCGAGAAUUUACAGCAGUUUCAUUUUAUUAUCCUCCUCCAGAAAAUUUUUCAUUUUCAUCUCUCUUCUGAGUUUAAAGUCAAAGUUUACAUUUUUUUUCCUCCACUCUUUUUUUUCUCUCGUUUCUUUUGGUCGUCAAGAUGAAGAAUCUGUGGGUUUUGUUCCUCGUCGGGCUGUCGACUGGGUUAAUCAGCGAAAAGCUUGUUGUCUUGUCCCAGGCGACUAAUUUCCAACAAGAUGAUCUUUAUAUAGAGGAACCAGGAUCAGGUGAUCUCCCUGUGGAUGAUGAAGAUGGAGAUGAUUAUGGAUCUGGAUCUGGAUCAGGCUCUGGAGACUAUGGCCUCAAUAUUCUCUCAGAUGAAGAUGACAUAAUCAACAUACUGAACUUCACCAAGACCAGCAUUUACAAAGAGGUGCUGCCACUUCCAGUGCAGCCAACAGUAGGCUUCUCUCCCAACCCACCAACCACAGCAUCAGAUCCGAAGGAUCCAGAACCUACGGCGGAAGACACCCACACUUCCUUAUCUGAUGACAGAGACGAGUCUGUUGAGAUCCCAGGCGGACCAACCGUCUAUGAAUCCCUCAGUACCAGUGCUACACCUGUCAUUUCAACUACUGAUUUCAUUCUUACUGAGAUGGAAGAUUUAAUUGAGGAAAAAAGUAUCGACACUGUUGAAAGCGAAGCUUUUCCCAAUAAUGGAAGAGACAGCCGACGACACGGUCUCAACUCUCCACAAGAAGUCACCUCUGAGAACCUGUGGGAGAGGACAGAGGUUCUAGCAGCUGUGAUAGCCUGUGGAGUGGUUGGAUUCCUCUGUGCCGUUUCCCUCCUCCUCCUCCUCGCCUACCGCAUGAAGAAGAAGGAUGAAGGAAGUUACGUUUUGGGAGACACCAAAAUGUCAGCGACAGCUUACCACAAAGCGCCUACCAAGGAGUUCUACGCCUGAACUGACCAACAGGAACUAUCUAAUCUGGAGUGUGGCUCCUGCCAAUCAGGACUAAAUAUGGAUCUUUAAACAGCUGAAGAAGAUUCCUUCAGAUGAAGUUCAAAGUGUCUGCUCUCUUGCAGUACUGCAGAUAUAUAUAUAUUUUUAUGCAUCCUCAUCUUUCCCAUCUGUUUAAUUGCCAUCUUUAUUCUGCUUUCGCUACUUAAUGCUCAGCUUUCUGUGCAUAAAAGGGUCAUAAGGAGACAAAUGCGUUCCUCCUAAAAUGCAUUUGUUUCUCUCCUGGGAAGGAUCAUGGCAUAAAUAUUCAUCCAGCAAAGUUCUUUCAAAGGAAUCUUUCCUUUUACUAUCCAGCUGGACUAUUCUAAUUUUGCCCACUACUCAAAUCCAACACUGUGCCUCCAGACCAACACAGCUGAACAACACUGUAUGACAUUGUCCCUUUUCUAAAGGAGCUCAACAAGAGGAGGAUGAAAGAAACCUGAGAAAACACGAUUUCAGUUGUUUUACUUUCACUUCAAACGGUACUACAUACAUUAGUAUUACAAAGGUCUCAUUGAGUUCAUAUUUGCUUUGUUACUUAACAUCUAUGUAUUAUAUUUCAUUUUUUUUGUGUGUAUUCUUCUGUUAAAAUUCUUAUUUUUGUUAUGAGAACAAACCUUUUCAUAAGCUGCCCAGUAUUGCCACAAGAGAUUUUCUUACUCUGCAGGUUUAAGUGCGAUGUUCUUUACUGUUAUUCUUUUUCUUUCUCCCUGCAGAUAUUUGACACUUGUAAAAACUGACCAAAUAUAAACACCCUUUAACUUUCUGCUAACUAUGCUUAUUAAUGUCUUCAGGUAAUAUUUCUGUAAGCCAAGAGAUUUCCAUUCCAUAAAGGUCUCUCAGGUAUAGCAUGCUUUGAGCAUUUCCUAUAUUUUCAGGAUUAUCCCACUUGGUGACUGAGUUCUGCAGGCAUGUGGGACAGGUAGAGCCAAAGCUAAUGACUAUAAUUCAGAACCCACAGAAGUGACCAAAGUGUGUGGUGACAGCCAAAGUACAUUCCUUCCUGACUGUCCUGUGCAGGCAGCUGUGAAAGAGAGUUUGGAGUUAAAAUAAAAACUUCUCUUGUUACUUAUCUUUCUACUGUCAGCCAUUAAGGCCUGUUUCCCCAUCUUUAAUACUCUUUUUGGCUAAUAUGCAUGUACAUAGGUUCUAAUAGCUAAUUACCUGAUUUUUAAAGUUUACCUCAAAUGGCCAAAGAAGCAUAGCUUCAGUAAUAAUAUAAUAUAAUACAGGUAACAGCAAUGACAAAAGGGUGGUAUUCUUUUUUUUUUUCUUAACAUAGAUAUAGACACACACCCAGCUGAUGCAAUACUUUAAAUAUGUAUGGAUUUUAUUUACUUACAUACUAUAAUACGUUGAAGAUUUCACAGAUGCUUUUUGGAACAUUGAUGCCUUUUUCAGGAGGACUAAGAUCAGUGAUUGUUGCAGGAUGGAGCAACUAGAGUCACGCAUCGUCCUCAAGGUGUCACCAAAAUUGUGGAUUUAAGGCUUUAUAUGGAUCUAGUAAAAGAAAAAAAUAUAUAUAUAACAGUUACUGAAUUUCUGUGUUGGUAAUGUCUUGUUACAGUUUUUUUUUGUUAAGUUUUAAGUCGAAGGUUGUUUUUAUCUUCAGAUUUGUGGGGGAGAUUUAUUUAGUUUUUUUUUUUUUUUUUUGCAGUUUGUGUUCAUAGAAAUGACACUAUGAAGCGAUCUAAAUGCAAACAAAAAACUACCUAUUCACUGUGGCUGGGAUAAACGGGAGGAUGUGGUCACCGUGGUGUCUAGCGAACAUUUGAACCGUCAGUGCCUCUUGCAGUGCUUUCAUUUGCUUUCAUCUGCUGUGCUGUUACAGUAUUAUUGUCAGGCUUUGAACUUUGAGCUGCACUCCGUCAAAAUUUGAGGGCAGCUCAAAGUUAGAUGUCACUGUGACUGGACUGUAGAAAACAUGGUCCAUUGAAAAAAGAUUAGCAUUUGUUACAAGCUUGUUGGUUAAGAGACACAGUUAUGUAUGUUUCAACUUAAACAGCAAGUAAAUAAUUCUUUGAAUUAUACAUAAUUUAUAUUAUAAUAUUCUCUUUUAAAAUUACCACAUUUAGCUGGUUAUAAUCUAGUUGACAGAUGUUUCAGUCUUGAUUUGCAGCAUAGAAAGCAUUUAUCUAAAAUUUUAGAGAAUUAAUGAGUAGACCACGAAAAUACAGCAUGUUAAGAAUAAAAAGUGUCCUUUUUGUUGUUAAAGAUAAAUGUGGUCAAAAGAACAACUGUGAGGACCAAUCAAGCGUCGAGUGGUGGGAAAGGCAGAUGAAUUGUGGAGGAGCUGUGUUCUGAUAAAAUUUACUGCUUAAUAAAAAUGUGACUUUAAUAAAAAGUUGAA
Cyprinodon variegatus (sheepshead minnow) is the source of this 3415-nucleotide messenger RNA. RefSeq names its product syndecan 2. The record is from RefSeq and is a predicted model, not a curated record. Gene Ontology annotation, biological process: cell migration. Gene Ontology annotation, cellular component: membrane; cell surface. The coding region runs from base 220 to 1026 and encodes 268 amino acids. The transcript is spliced from 5 exons. NCBI's taxonomy places the organism in Eukaryota, Metazoa, Chordata, Actinopteri, Cyprinodontiformes, Cyprinodontidae.